CAGGUAUACAAAAGAAGAUGGUACAUCUUAACUAUAUACUCCCUUCUAGCUGGUACCCAAGCUUAUGUGUGGAACUUUUGGGGACCUAUAGCGGCUACUAGUGAACAUGCCUACGGUUGGACGGAUGCAGAUAUUGCCUUUUAUGCCAACUGGGGGCCAAUCUGUUAUAUACCUAUGGUUAUUCCAUUUUCAUGGCUGAUUUCAACCAAAGGAUUGCGAGUGUCCCUAUUAGUAGCCAGUGGUUUAGUUGCUGCUGGGUCAGCUGUACGAUGCACCAUUACUGAACCUCCUUAUAACAAAUGGGUUGUUCAUUCAGGACAACUGUUAAAUGGUGUAGCUGGUCCUAUCGGUAAAGGAAUGGGUCCUGUAGUAUCUGCUACUUGGUUUCCACCGAGUCAACGGACAACAGCUACGGCGAUCAUGUCUGGUUUUCAGUGGUUUGCUGUCGGUAUAUCGUGUAUUGCGGAGGUGUUGGAUGUUUUGUCGCCGAAUGUGACAAUAAGUCUAAAAUUUAUAUUUCAGGGCCAUUGUCAAUUAAAUCCUAACUUUGAUAUUGUGUUUAUUUCAGUGGCUGGAUUGUGUACAGCUAUAUUUAUAGUUGUUAUUGUUUAUUUUCCGGGUGAACCCCCUCUACCCCCCAGUCCUUCUGCCUCCAUCCAAAGACUGGACUAUAAAAGUGGUCUCAUCAGACUUAUAAGACAUAAACCAACUUUCUGGUUUAUUGCGGUGUUAUAUGGGUCGUCUACAGGAAUCAGAGAAGCCUGGGGCUCUAUGUUAAAUGUCAACUUGAAAGCACAUGGAAUAUCACAGAAUGAUGCCGGCUGGAUCGGAUUCUACUCGUCAGUUGCAGGUUGGUUAGUUGGUAUAGUGAUAGCCAGGUUUGCUGAUCUGUUAAAACGGAGGUUGAAGAUAUUUCUAAUAGUGUUAUAUUUUCUCAGUACCGUAUUGUAUAUCUGGUUAACUUUCUCCUUGGUUGGAAUAUUGCCUGCUUCUAAAGCCUCUCUGUACGUGUCUAUAAUAACAUCAACUAUAAUAUUGUGUUCAACCAGUCCCCUAUUUUAUGAAGCAGCGUGUGAAAUAGCUUACCCUAUCUCAGAAGGAAUAGCUAAUUUAGCUCUGACCAUGCAGGCUAAUAUAGCAUCAUUGAUAUUUUUAGGUAUUCUUUCAAUACCAAAUAUAGGUACAGUUUGGAUGAAUUGGCUACUAAUUGCUAUAUUUGGUGUGUGUUUUCUGUGUUUAUUAUUUAUGAAAGAAGACUACAGUAGAUCUGAUACGGACGAUAAAAACAAAGAGAUUACAAUAAAUGUGUCUUGA
Messenger RNA from Lottia gigantea (owl limpet), 1314 nucleotides. RefSeq lists its product as hypothetical. Gene Ontology annotation, cellular component: membrane; intracellular membrane-bounded organelle. The record is from RefSeq and is a predicted model, not a curated record. The transcript has 10 exons. Gene Ontology annotation, biological process: transmembrane transport. NCBI's taxonomy places the organism in Eukaryota, Metazoa, Mollusca, Gastropoda, Lottiidae. The annotation marks the transcript as partial. Gene Ontology annotation, molecular function: transmembrane transporter activity.